AUGGCUACACCUGUUUUGCCGGGUACGUCGGGGCUUGAAUGUACCGUCAUCGUUGGCCCAGAAUUCCAGUGCAGUGCAUCUCCUAACGGUUCUAUCACGAUACAGACGAACACUGGACCAAUCAUUAUCUUUCUGCAUCGAAUUGCUGAUCAAAGGAGGAUUCAGAUCAACCCGGUUCACCAGCAACGCAUACCAGUAGUGCCAUUUCUGUCUGAGACUAGUACCAGCCAAACAACAUUCUGGUUUGCAGAAAACAGCGGUUCAGCGGACACACAACAAGAGAAUAGCAAUGACUUGCUCGGAAACCCUUUUAGUCGUGAGCAGAGAAACGCAGAAGCAUUCAACAGCACGGCAAACGAACUAGAGGAGGGAAUCCAUGCCAGCCUCGGUGGAGAUGAAUACACAUACCACAGUGUUAGCAGCAGUGGCAGUUUCAAAAAAAUCAGCUCCGGGAAAAGGUCCAAACCACUUUCUUCGGACGAAGAGUUGAAAGAGUUUUGUCGGAAGCUCUCAACAAAGACUUUGGAGCAGUGGAAGUCAAGACAUAAAGACGACCAGAGUUUGAAAGUAUUGCUUUCUGAUUGGAAUACUAUCUUCGGCCAGAUCAACUAUUCGUCUCCUGGACAAUGGUCAUACCAAACUAUCAUCAAAGCAGAGACACUUGGGGGUCUCCAUCUACCAUUCCACAAGAUGAUCCUCGCUACCUGGUGGAAUAGUUGCUUAGAACGGCGAACUUCCGAGGUUACCGCACGUAUCAAGAAACAGAUGGUGUUAGCCUUAGAACCGGGCUUCGAUAGUUUCGAUGCCAAGGUCCAGGAUUCAAAGCGAAAACAGAUCGAUAGAUGCAUACUUCAGGGCAAUGUCAUCACCCUGAUGUUCAAUCGAGCGCCUGGUUUGGUCAUCACAGCUGCUCGUUCUAUAAAGACAACCGAAUACGAGAUUUUGUGGAAGAACAAGCUCCAUCCCAGUGUCUCUAUGUUAGACUGGUUAAGUGAAGAAUUAAUCAAGGACUCACAACUGUACUUAGAACCAGUACUGACUAUCCUUCAUUUCUUGAGCAAAAUCUUUGAUAUCCAACCGCAAAGCCCAAACCCACAAGCUAAUUGUAGUCUUCCACAAUCACGAAUAGAACCCGAGUCUCAGACGGAUGCCGCAUCCUCCUCCUGUCGAGCUAUACAUAGCCUGAAAGAGCCGGUUCCCUCCUACCAAAUUUCCCUAUGCGGUCAGCAGCCGUCUGAAGACUCUAUCGAAACGAUAGCAAACACUGCCAAAAGACGAAAAAUCUCCAGCAACAUAUGCCUGCAGUCCCCGAAGGUAUGCCCAAUCUUGAUACCAGAAAGUAAUGGAGGUACAACCCAAGAAGAGAGUCAACACUACUCAACAGACCCCUCCAU
Molecule: messenger RNA, 1394 nt
Organism: Bipolaris sorokiniana ND90Pr
Lineage: Eukaryota; Fungi; Ascomycota; Dothideomycetes; Pleosporales; Pleosporaceae
Exons: 3
Source: RefSeq, a predicted model, not a curated record